Molecule: messenger RNA, 1736 nt
Organism: Tuber melanosporum (Perigord truffle)
Lineage: Eukaryota; Fungi; Ascomycota; Pezizomycetes; Pezizales; Tuberaceae
Exons: 5
Coding region: 332-1696 (454 amino acids)
Biological process (GO): carbohydrate metabolic process; fungal-type cell wall organization
Cellular component (GO): fungal-type cell wall
Molecular function (GO): glycosyltransferase activity; chitin binding; hydrolase activity, hydrolyzing O-glycosyl compounds
Source: RefSeq, a predicted model, not a curated record
UAACCAACAUCAACAACCUUUUUUUCCCUUUCUCCAUACUUCUUGCACUCUUUUUUUGGGGGUUUUUCUCAUCACUCUUGUUCACUCUUUUACAAGAAGAUAGGAACACGUAGUUUCCAUAGCGGAUAGAAGGAGGUCCAUACACUAUUAUCUAAUUUAUAGUCAUUCUUUUUGCCACGUCUAGUCGCUUUGGUCGUCGAAUUGAUCAUCAUAGCCUUUGUUGUGUGGGUCUUAAUUUUAGAUUAUUAUUUUUUUGGAACAUUCCAAACUUCUUUCUUUAAAGAGAAAAUACGGCAAAUCAAUUUCUCGCCGAGGACGAGCAUCCGACAACAUGGUUAGACUUUUGGACACCGCUCUUGUCGCCGCAGCCGUGUUGGGAACUGCCUCAUAUGCUCAGAAGAUUGUGGCAGAUUGUGGCGUUGGGCUGGGAAAUUGUCCCAGCAACAAGCCUUGUUGCUCGCAAUAUGGCGUUUGCGGUGUUGGGGCUUACUGCCUCGGGGGUUGCGACCCUAAACACUCCAAUUCUCUCGAAUCUUGCGUUCCUGCUCCUAUUUGCAAGGACAUUGAUAGCACAUUCCCCAAUCUCGACAGAAUCGUUGACAAGACAAAGUACCUUGGUGAUUCUAGCAAGGCCGAUUGGGUCUCUGAUGGUGAGCCAGCUAUCAAGGAUGGUAACCUUCUCAUCACCAUGGCGCCAGGCACCGUCGGCACCGUGAUAGCUAGCACAAACUAUGUCUGGUAUGGGAAGAUCUCGGCAACAUUGAAGACCAGUUAUGGCAAGGGUGUUGUUUCUGCAUUCAUUCUGUUGAGUGACAUGAAGGAUGAGGUCGAUUACGAGUGGGUCGGCGUUGACUUGCAUACCACCCAGACCAAUUGGUAUUUCCAGGGUAUCCCCAAUUACACCCAUGGUAAAAACAUUUCUCUGGAUAAGGACUCUUACAAAGAUUGGGUCACCUACGAGCUUGAUUGGAAGCCCGACUCCAUCACCUGGUCCAUCGACGGUCAAGUUGGUCGCGUGCUCAAGAAAUCUGACACCUGGAACGAGACAGCCAAGGGAUAUGAUUUCCCAUCGACACCAUCUCGCGUGCAGCUCUCUCUCUGGCCUGGUGGCCUCCCCACCAACGCCAAGGGAACGAUCGACUGGGCCGGUGGUGAGAUUGACUGGAAAGCGGGCGAUGCUAGAGAUGUUGGAUACUACUAUGUUACCUUCAAAGAGGUCAAGAUCCAGUGCUACGACCCCCCAAGUGGUGCUAAGAAGCAAGGCUCCGGAUCCAAGUCCUAUAUCUAUGACGAUCGCGCGGGUUUCGAGUCCAACGUUGUUAUGACCGACAAGGGUACCGUUCUCAAGUCCUUCCUUGGAACUGGAACCAACAUGACCGUCGAACCCGCCAAAACCAGCUCCAAAGGGUCCUCCGCAACCGGAAACUCUUCACCGUCAUCUUCUGAUGUUGAGACUAUCCCUGGUCUCACUGGUGCGGGUACAGGUGUCAACGGUCAACGCGGCGACGGUUCCGGUUCAGGCUCUGGUGGCUCCAGCGCUUCAAGCGGAUCCGGAGACGUCAGUGGUGGAAGCGGGAACGGAUUUUCUCAGGGUAACACUCAGUCUAGCAACCCGAGUGAGGCUACUGGGCAGAAGGUCAUCAAGGGCAGCAUGCUCGCGGUAGUGGUUGCCGUCGUCGCUGUCAUCGUCUUGUAAAAAAAGGAAACGAAAUGAAAUCAAAGAGAAUUUCCCAUUG